AUGCAAGUCUUCUAUAGAUUUCGAUCUGAAAGAGACUUUAGUAAAGUGGAAACAGACAGGUCUUCAAUGCCGCUGUGGGAGCUGAAGGCAGAAAUAGCCACAAAAAGGAACCUGACCCUGCACGACUAUCACCUGAUAUUCUACGUGGAGAACGAGAAGGCCCCUAUUACAGACAACUAUGCGGUAAUAUACAGCAACAUGAAUAUUGUCAUAGAAAGAGUCCCGAACUACAUUAACGUCGGGUACAAGGAGGCGCUGGAAAAAAUGAAGCAGCCAGAAGAGGCUGCAAAGAAGCAGGAGGAGACCGCAAGCAUAUCCAUGCACAGCAUGCACGGGGCACGGGUUCCGCCAGAGUCUUAUACCUGCUUCAGGUGCGGGCAGAAAGGGCACUUUAUCCAAAUGUGCCCUACAAACAGCAACAAGCAGUACGACUCGAUGCGAAUAAAGAAGGCAACGGGAAUCCCGAAAACAUUUCUUGUUCCUGUUGAGGAGACAUCGCCCACGUCCGUCCUCCUCAACGAAGAGGGAAAGUUCGUCCGCGCACAGCCACAAACAAAGGAGUUUUCCAGGCGGUUCAAGCCUGCAGAGGAGAGGUCCAUUCCCAAGGAGUUGCAGUGCCCGCAGUGCAACAACCUGCUCGUGGAUGCUGUCAAGCUCAAGUGCAAGCACACGGUUUGCGAGUACUGCGUGCUAAACAGAUGCCCCGUCUGCAAGAAGAAGACGGCAAGCCCGAAAAUAGACACAAAAGCAAGAAGGCAUGUGGAGGCGUUCUUGGAGAACAGCAAGGCGUAG
This is a messenger RNA of Nematocida major, 792 nucleotides long. RefSeq lists its product as uncharacterized. The record is from RefSeq and is a predicted model, not a curated record. The transcript has a single exon. NCBI's taxonomy places the organism in Eukaryota, Fungi, Microsporidia. Gene Ontology annotation, cellular component: nucleus. The coding region runs from base 1 to 792 and encodes 263 amino acids. Gene Ontology annotation, biological process: protein ubiquitination; ubiquitin-dependent protein catabolic process; mRNA processing. Gene Ontology annotation, molecular function: nucleic acid binding; ubiquitin protein ligase activity; zinc ion binding.